AUGCAAUUCCUGCGCAUCACCAGCCAAGUGCAGUUUCAAAUUGGAGGGAAAAUCAACUGACAGAACACCAUCUUUGCGUCCCAAAAGUUGCUGGUGCCACACAGCGCCCGCGUUCGCUGAUAAGAGUUUUCGGUUUGUGCAAUAAGGUGGCCAGUAAAAACUGUGCAGACAGCAGAUAGAUUCAGUUUUUCCUGCCCGUGCAGCAACACAACGAUGUCGCAGCCAACGGUCGCGUCUUACUUUAACACACGCAAACGCGCUGCGCAUGAUGCGCUUGGUGGUGCUGGCAGAGCUAAGGUACUGGUGCUGGAAAACUCUUCUGCACACACGGUUACAAACUUGACGAACAGUUCACUGAACUCGGAUCACGAACAGUUGCGCUUCGUAGUUGCUAACGAUAAUAACUUUACUUUGAAGAGUAUUGAAGCCGCCGGGAAGGACAAUGGUGGCGCCAACCAAUUUCCCGAUCCAGCGGACCUGGGACGGCGCGUUACGCGGGCAUCACGCGCCAUCAAACGGAUUGGUCCGGUCGAUUUGGACGAGAAAACGAAAGCCCUGCUAGCGUCGGCCCAACCGAAGCUAGUGUCUUUCAUAAAGAAGGGCAAUUUGUCUCCGCAGAAACGCGCCCACGCGGCUAGUCCCUCGAAGCGUCCGGUCGUGCCAGAGAAAAAGGUUGCAUCGCCGGAAAAGGUACAGGCUGUUGGAGGCAGUGCCGCGCCUCCUCCGGUUGAAUUUUCCCCCAGGAACAACAUAAACAAUGUGGCUAAGGCACCCACAAAGCCAACCGUCGCCAGAACGCUGCAAAUGGGGAAGGACAAAGAUUCCCUGUCGCUGGCAGACAUUCGCACCAAGCUGCUCCAGCAUCCUCGUCUGCCGGAGCUUAAGACAAAGCUGAACGCGAUACAGAGCGGCCUAGACAAGGUGGAACGUCUGCGCAAGGAGCGUCUGGAAGGAAAGAGCAAACCUUCCCUGUCGCCGGCAGUGGCGGCGAAAAAUCUGCAGCAAUUUUCUACUCUGGACGUCGAGGUGAUGGUGAGCCCAAAGAAAUCGAUCGCCUCUCCUUCGAAGCUGCUUCGCACACCGACAAAGGACGCAUCGAACUCGCUGUCCCCAUCGAAGAAUGUAACACCCAAGCGUAUAUCGGCGCUUAUGAGCCCGAUUAAGGAUCCGUCGGCGGGUACACCCAUCCAGGCCAGUCCGAAAAAGCUGCCCGCCUAUCAGCGCUUUCAUAAUCUGGUUGAAGCGGGCACGCCUACGCUGCAGCUCCCGUUCAAGUACCGAUCGUUGCUGGAGUUGUUCAAGUGCACGGACACGGUCUGCUCCAUGUUUCACAAUCGCAAAGAGCAGAUCACGUUCAAGAAGCUUAAGCCAGCCGUUCAGCGGAUGGCGCGGAAAAACUUUUUCGAAUCGCACCUUGCACAAAUUCAGUUCCUCUUCCCGAACGCUUACAAUCUGAGUCAAGAAAUGACAAAGAACUACGGUUCGGCUACGAAGCACGAAACGUACCAGCUGGUAAUCCGACCCAACAUUGCGGAAGGUGCCGAAGCAACGAAGCAAUCGCAGGAAGCUGAUUUUAUUCGUACCCUACCGAAGCAGUCCGUCAAUCCGCAGGCAUUGCUCGAACGUUAUCAGCACUUCCGCCGUUUGCUGUUGGAGAAAACGAAGGACGCACAUGAAACGUUUCUCCGAGCGCUGGAUCCACCGUUAAACAUCGAUCGCAACAAGCUCGUCCGCUGGCACGCUGAUUUCGAUCUGGAAAGCUGUCCCGACAUCGAGAAAGCCGAACUACCACAGCCACCAAAUGUGGAGAAGUUCUCCUCUGCCCGGGAUGUCCUUUCGACGGCACGAAACCUUUUCAGCUGUGGUACUGCAAUGGACCGGGCGCUAGCACGGUUGGAGGAGAAAAAGAAACAAGAAGCAACUGCAGGAGCAGGAGCAGUUGCAUCAACCACAACGAAGUCCGCAGAGCCGGAGGAUAAAAAACCUGUUCUUGUCAAAGAGGAGCAGCCUACCAAAAGCACCACCGACCCGACGGAACAUCUGCUGCGCAACGUGCCCAAAGCACUGCUCGAGAAAAUACGCGCGAAACAGGCGGCAAAAGCUUUAGAUCAAAUGACUAGACGACCGUCGCAGGAGAAGGAAGCGCUAAAGUACAGCCGGCUGCCGGAGAUUGCACGCCACCUGCGGAAUGUGUUUGUGACCGAACGGAAGAACGUGCUACCGCUCGAAACGCCUGUAGUGAAAAUCGAAAACAGUUACCGCGGCAAACUGACGCUACAGGAGCUGGAGGAGCACAUCCGCAUGAUAGCCCAGCUGGUACCGUUUUGGUUAACGUUACCGGAGGUCCGGAAGGUGAAGUAUGCCAAAAUUGCUAAAGACUGCGAAAUGUCGAAGGUUUUGGAUGUGCUGGAGCGGAAAGCGAAUGAAGCAGUUCAGUAACGACGCGAGUACCUUAUACUUUCGGAAGUCCAAAUUUUUAAACACAUUUUUGGAUGCAUUUUUGUCCUCUAUAACCUCUCAUUUUUAUUCUUAACCAUUUGUUGCGCCGCGGUUGCAAGCUCUUUCUUUCUGUUUUUUAGCACCGUGAUAAUUGACGCUUGAUUGAUUGCAAAAGUUAGAUAAUUUCUUAUUACUUAGUUCAACGAAAGUUUUAUUCCUACCCGUCAUUGCCAGUUGCAUUGAUUCGUUAAUAGUUUCGUGUGUGUGUGUUGAUUUAAUUCAUGUGUGCGAAUUCGAAAUAAAACGUAAAAUGUUAAAAAUA
Anopheles stephensi (Asian malaria mosquito) is the source of this 2761-nucleotide messenger RNA. RefSeq names its product DNA replication factor Cdt1 (gene dup). Bases 214 to 2439 code for a protein of 741 amino acids. The transcript has 2 exons. The record is from RefSeq and is a predicted model, not a curated record. Gene Ontology annotation, cellular component: nucleus. Gene Ontology annotation, biological process: regulation of DNA-templated DNA replication initiation; DNA replication checkpoint signaling; DNA replication preinitiation complex assembly. Lineage: Eukaryota; Metazoa; Arthropoda; Insecta; Diptera; Culicidae. Gene Ontology annotation, molecular function: DNA polymerase binding; DNA binding.